AUGGACCAGCCCCGCGAGCGUCCGCUGGCCGUGGCCAUCACGCCCAACGACGGCAGCGCGCAACUGGUCACACCCACGAGCAACACUCCGGUCAGCGCUGGCAACAAUGGUGGUCAAUCUGGCGCCGCUGCGCCCAAGGAUCAGAUGCCUGGCCACCCAUCAUUCCGACGACAAAGAGCAUCGCGAGCCUGCGAGACUUGCCAUGCCCGGAAGGUCCGCUGCGAUGCCGCUAGUCUCGGAGUGCCGUGCACCAACUGCGUCGCCUUUUCCAUCGAAUGCAAGAUCCCGGCGCCAAAGAGGAAGAAGACAGGAGGGAAGAAGGAUAACGACAGGUGGGUGAUGGAGGAUGCAAUAGCGGCAGACGACGAUCGAUCACCAGCAGUCGCGAAUGAUGCUUUUCCAGGACGAGGAGAGAUGGUCAUGACACGCGACAUUCCCCCAGAGAAGAUUGGUAUGAAUACUUCCGCGGGUAUGCCCAAGACGGAAGGCUCGGACGCGUACUAUGCGAGCCAACAAGCCUCCAACGGAACCUACGCACAGUACAUGAAACCAAAGUUUGCACGAGCACCCAUCAAGGAAGCUGGACGUGUGGCAUAUCUUGGCGAGUCUUCGAAUUUGUCCCUACUGGUUCAGGAUCGUCUCGGAGCGACUGAUGUAGUUCACUACCCCUUACCGGAGAAUGUCCGCGGUGCUCGAGCACGGAUCAACGAACUCGAUAAUGUCGAGAUUGACAUCCUUCACCAAAGAGGAGCCUUUCUCCUCCCACCGCGACAACUAUGCGACGAACUGGUCGAUGCAUUCUUCACUUGGAUCGCGCCGGUUGUGCCUGUCAUCAAUCGCAGCAAGUUCAUGCGACGAUAUCGAGACACGAAGAACCCGCCCUCUCUGCUUCUACUCCAGGCAAUUCUGCUGGCAGGAUCGCGAGUCUGCAGCAAUCCGCAGCUGAUGGACGCCAACGGCUCCACGACACCCGCGGCCAUGACGUUUUACAAACGAGCCAAAGCGCUCUACGACGCUAAUUACGAGGACGAUCGCGUGACCAUUGUUCAAGCACUGAUUUUAAUGGGUUGGUAUUGGGAAGGACCAGAGGGUAAGGGACUAGCACCACCAGACGCAUCCGUUAUGCACCUUCAGUCUGACGUGGCUGCAGACGUGACGAAAAACGUCUUUUACUGGAGCAGAGUUGCCGUUAUUGUUGCGCAAGGCUCAGGCAUGCACAGAAGUGUGGAGCAAUCACAGCUCAGCAAAGCGGACAAGAGACUCUGGAAACGAAUAUGGUGGACACUGUUCACCCGCGAUCGUUCCGUCGCUGUCGCUCUCGGCCGCCCCGUCUCCAUCAACAUUGACGAUUCCGAUGUUGAGAUGGUCACCGAGGACGAUUUCAUCGACGACGAACCCGACCGACCGGCAGAAUUCCCACCAGAUCCCACUCACGUCCACUUCUUCCUCAACUACGUCAAGCUGUGCGAGAUUAUGGGUCUUGUGCUCUCUCAACAGUACUCUGUGGCGAAAAAGGAACGGCGCAACAAUGCGCUCGACCUGACGCACAGCGAUAUGGCACUUGCAGACUGGCUUCAGAAUUGUCCUCCAGAAGUGCGGUGGGAGCCGCAACGUCACCACUUCUGGUCCGCUCUUCUUCAGUCAAACUACUACACCAUCUUGUGUCUUCUACACAGAGCUCACAUGCCACCAGCAGGGGCUGUUGAUGCUCGACCAAUGAACGGCUACCCCGAAGAGACCGCCUACCCAUCCCGAGGCAUUGCCUACCAAGCCGCCGCGAUGAUCACCUCGAUCAUCGAAACGUUACAGAAGCACGAUCAACUUCGAUACACGCCUGCAUUCAUUGUUUACAGUUUAUUCUCCGCGUUGAUCAUGCAUGUCUACCAGAUGCGCUCGUCCAGUCAGACGAUCGUGUCGGCUACACAAGCACGGCUGACGAUCUGCAUGAACGCGCUCAAGGAUGUUUCCAAGGUCUGGCUGGUGGCCAAGAUGGUGCACACUCUGUUUGAAUCCAUCCUCGGAAAUAAAGCUCUCGAAGAGCGGUUGCAGAAAGCAGCAGGCAGGCGGCACGCCAAAAACAAGCCCAGCACCACACAACGAAGGCCGGGCAACAAUCCCGCCAACACGGAUGGACCUGACGCGCAGAAGCGUAAGUUUGAUGACAUGGAAAUGGGUUACUCAAACGGACCUCCUGCCCCGCAAAUGUCGUACGAACGAUCGCGGCCGCAGUCACCGGUUCUGUCGCCUUCACAAGGCAUCCCAUCGGGUACACAGGCUCCCGACAUGCAUCAACUACCCAACAUCGCCGCUAGCAGUCCCGUGAUCCGACAGGGUAAUGAUGCGUUCAUGGGCCGAUCACGACCUCACACUCGGCCCGGUUCACCCUUCAAUGGCUUCUCCAUCCCCGGCACACCACCCGACUUCUUCCUGCACACGCGGGGCUCGCCCAAGAUCUCCGAGGAUCUGUGGCAGAAUUACCAACCCGACCAGCUCUUCCCUCCAGAGGCCAACUCCCUCUUCCCUGUCGUCACCAACAGUCCCGUUCAAAACAUGGUCGAUCCCGCACUUCGUGGAAACAUCGGUCAACCACAAUUCAAUCCUCAACAUCUUCAAAGUCCAUCACAACUCCACGCUGGUCACAUGCCCAACAUGGUCGACGGCAGCACCGUUCAGCCGAUGGACUACCACCACGAUGCGGCGGCGUGGACAUCGAUGAACCAGGCGAAUACGGCACGGCCGGAUGAUGUGUGGAGUAAUUCUUCUUCUACAACCGGCGGUCCGAUCGUGCCGACGACGUUGAAUGUGGGGGAUUGGUUCGAGUUUUUUGGGAUUCAGAAUGCGGGGGAUUUGAAUGGGUUGAAUGGAUUGAAUGGCGCUUCGAAUGGGUACGGUUGA
Messenger RNA from Zymoseptoria tritici IPO323, 2895 nucleotides. RefSeq lists its product as uncharacterized. Gene Ontology annotation, biological process: DNA-templated transcription; regulation of DNA-templated transcription. The transcript has 7 exons. Bases 1 to 2895 code for a protein of 964 amino acids. The record is from RefSeq and is a predicted model, not a curated record. Gene Ontology annotation, molecular function: DNA binding; DNA-binding transcription factor activity, RNA polymerase II-specific; zinc ion binding. Lineage: Eukaryota; Fungi; Ascomycota; Dothideomycetes; Mycosphaerellales; Mycosphaerellaceae.